Fusarium pseudograminearum CS3096 is the source of this 639-nucleotide messenger RNA. RefSeq lists its product as uncharacterized. The coding region runs from base 1 to 639 and encodes 212 amino acids. Lineage: Eukaryota; Fungi; Ascomycota; Sordariomycetes; Hypocreales; Nectriaceae. The record is from RefSeq and is a predicted model, not a curated record. The transcript has 2 exons.
AUGAGUCGCCGACAAGACCGCGAUCAAAGGCAAUACAGCCAAAACUACUACUCAGACAGCUCUAGAAAUUGGAGUGAUGAAGCUGUUCGAGGCAGCUGGGACUCCAACUACCAGAGAACAACAUCAGCCAAUACAUCUCCCAGAGACCAGUCCCAAGCUUGGAGUAGACCGAGUCCUCAGGCCUAUGAUAGGAGCCAGAACAACGUGAAUCAAUGGCUUGGUCAACAGUAUCAGAACCAGUACACCAACGACCACUCCAUGGUCGCUGAUACUGUCUCUGAUUUUACUACUCCUACUACUUCGCCUGCGUUCAGCGACUCUCCUACCUUUCCUUCUCGGACUCAGCAUACACCAGCAUAUCAGACCCAAACUGUGGGCAAUGAGUUUCUUGCACCGCCUUCAAGGAAUUCCCUUCCACAUCGCCAGUAUGAUAGUCACUACCACAGCGGUGCUCCUUCGUCCUCUCGAGGAUCUACAUCAUACAACCAAUCAGUCGAUUACAGACGUACGGAGUCUAGGUCUACCGAUCAAGACCUCCGAGGUGUCGGAUCCUUUGCCGAUAACGAUCGCUCUCGUCGAGAGGUCAAGUACAAACCACUCGGUAAUUGGUUUGGUCUCUGGCUACCUCCCACCGAGUGA